ACAAGCCACUUUCUGUACUUGAGAAUGAUACACACAAGAUGUAUUGGGAUCGCUCUGUGCUGACUGACAGGACAGUUGUGCACAACCGGCCAGACAUUAUCCUCAUGGACAAGACAGCCAGGGAGACUAUUUUGAUUGAUGUUGGCAUAUCAUGUUGCCACAACUUGGAACAAUAUUACAAUGAGAAAAUAUCCAAGUAUCUCCCCCUGGCUGCUGAAAUCAGGGAUGUCUGGAAGCAGGAAAAAGUUACAGCUGUCCCUAUAAUCAUCUCUACUGUUGGAGUGAUCAGGCAGAAGGUUUCAGCGAACCUCAGUCGCCUUGGUGUCUCAGGGAGUGCAAAACAUGGAAUUCAAAAGGCGGUUGUACUCAGCACGGUAUCAAUGAUUGGAUCCUUUUUGACAGAAUAGAGAUGUACCAAAGUCUUGCCAACGGCCAACUUAGGUUACAAUAAAAAAUGCUCACUUUGUAAGUGAUGAAAUAAUUGAAUAAUAAUGAU
This is a messenger RNA of Nilaparvata lugens (brown planthopper), 496 nucleotides long. RefSeq lists its product as uncharacterized. NCBI's taxonomy places the organism in Eukaryota, Metazoa, Arthropoda, Insecta, Hemiptera, Delphacidae. The coding region runs from base 39 to 407 and encodes 122 amino acids. The record is from RefSeq and is a predicted model, not a curated record. The transcript is spliced from 2 exons.